UGUUGUUGGUGGGAUCAGUUUCACUCGGUCACCAGCACGCGUUGUUGGCAGGUAAAAAAGAUGGGCAAACUUCAGGAAUUUCUAAUCACUCUAAACGACAACAAAGUGGUUUAUAGUCCCGGGGAAUCUAUUUCUGGAACUGUAAAAAUCUCCACCGCUCAAUCUAUACAGUGUAAAGCAAUCAAGGUGAACUGUUAUGGUUUUUGUGGGGUGACUAGCAAAGUGAACGAUACAGAGUGGACACAGGAGGAGCAAUACUUCAACAGCUCUAUAACAGUGACAGAUAAAGGCACUUUAAAACAAGGUGAACAUACGUUUCCCUUCAAGUUUCUCAUACCAGCCAAAGCUCCAACAUCAUUCGAAGGGCCCUAUGGAAAGAUUAUAUACCAGAUCAGAGCGUUUAUUGACACCCCUCGCUUCUCAAAAGACUACAAGGCAGAGAAGCUUUUCUACAUGCUCAACCAGCUUAACCUUAAUGUAUUGCCUGACAUAUAUGAGCCAAACACAUCGUCUGUAACUAAAAAUUUUACAUAUAUGCUGGUGAAGAACGGGACAGUUGAGUUGACGACUAAAACAGAUCAGCGUGGGUACACUGCAGGCCAGGUCAUCAAAGUGUCCGCAGUGAUAGAUAACAAAUCCGGAAAAUCUACAGGAACCAUAGUGGCAAGUCUUAUUCAGAGAGUGACGUAUCAUCCUAAGAAGCAGACGAAUGCAACCAGAGUAAUAGCAGAGGUGGAGGGAGCUGGAGUAAAGGCAGGGAAGCAGGGGGAGUGGAAGGAGCAGAUCAUCGUUCCUCCUCUGCCACAGUCUGUUCUGGAUGGCUGUAGCCUGAUUGAGAUCAACUAUUUUGUUCAGGUCACUUUGAAGUACCCGGAAAUUUUAUUAACACUCCCCAUCCAUAUUGGAAAUGUUGCACUUGGCGCAAGUCUUCGUCCCUCCCCCAAACCCUCCAAGGUGGCUCCAGUCCCAGCACCACGCGCCAACCCUGCAUCCCCUGCCAUCCCUGCCACCUCUCCUACUUCACCUCCACAUGCUGACAGCCCCAACCUACCUCCUCGCCCUGCACCACGGCCCCGGCCCCGCAGCAUGUGUCUCACUCCCAGUGCACCUCUAGCGGAACCAGACAUGAUGGGAGCAGUAAAUGGGCAGAGCGAACCGAUUCCAACCAAGAUCCACUCUCAGCAGCAAGGACCCGUUUCCCCCAACGCGUUCAGCUAUGCCCCGGGCCUGGCUUUCCAACAGAGUGGCAACAACCCCUCAGCACCAGGCUUUUGCUUCUCCACAGGGGCCACCAUCCCAUUCUAUACAGAAGGAAACGCUCCACCUGUGCCCACCUCCUGCCCUUUUGUCCUGCCACCAGAUUACAGUAGUGCAGCACCCACACAUGAGCCACCACCGUCGUAUGAAGCCAGCUGUUCAUAAAGGACUCAUACAGUCUGUACUGAUGCUGAGCUGAUUACUCAUUUUUAGACUGGCUUGUUCAUUAUCAUGGACUAGAAGUGUUCACACUGGAGCUGUUUUUAAUAAAGCAAAAGAACUAUCUUUCCUUUAGUCAUGGAGUUGCAUUGGUUCAUCUUCAGUUGGUUCAAGCUUGGAGUGUGUCCAGUUUAUGUUUAGUUUUACUUGUCAGUGAUUGUAUUGUAUUGUUAAUAGAACACAGGAAAGGUUUACUUUUAAAUCAGUUUUAAUAAUAAUUCCUAUUAUUAGCUAAUACAUUCUAAACACAUGAUUAUUUUUUGUACACAUUGAGCCUUGUUAAAGCACUAUUGCCCCCCACACACACGGGCUUAUAUUUGGGCUUAAAAAAUAAAUAUUUUAUUCAUUUAAUAUUUUACUUCUCUGUCUUCUACUGAAGAUGUACUUGUAAAUAAUACUAAUAAUAAAAUAAACGCUAUUGUUUUCUUUUCAACUUUUAUUAUUUGAACAUAUAAACACUAAACCAUUUUUGUUUUGUAUUACCGGAUGCAGAAAAUAUGUUGAAUAUUACUCUGUAAUAAA
Molecule: messenger RNA, 1998 nt
Organism: Trichomycterus rosablanca
Lineage: Eukaryota; Metazoa; Chordata; Actinopteri; Siluriformes; Trichomycteridae
Gene: arrdc1a
Product: arrestin domain containing 1a
Exons: 8
Coding region: 61-1422 (453 amino acids)
Biological process (GO): protein transport
Cellular component (GO): cytoplasm
Molecular function (GO): ubiquitin protein ligase binding; ubiquitin-like ligase-substrate adaptor activity
Source: RefSeq, a predicted model, not a curated record